CUAACCCGUUUAACCCUGACCCGAGGGUACCCGUUUAGGGUUUCGGAUCGUACAUCAAUUUGGGGGGAAUAUAAAUAGUAAGCCCGGGAAGAACUCAUUUCUCACUGUCUCUUCCUCUUCUUCAUUUCCUUAGUCUCUCUCUCCAAAACCCUAAUUUCCUCUCUCCGUCACACCGUCCGCGUCCUCUGCAUCACGGUCAUUGAAGCAAUGUCACAAGAAAAUAUGGAAUCCGAUUGCGAGGUAGAUUUACUGGACUCUGAUGACGAGACAAUGGAGCAAAAGGAAUCACGGUUAGUAAAAACUUGUGCAUCCAUGAUCCUUUCAUCUGAUUAUUCCUUUCGUCAUUGCGAGUACGACUCAAUGAAGAACAUCAUGGAAUGGUUAAGUCAAGAUAUUGUUUUGCCUCCUCCUGACGUUGUCGAGCUUUAUUUUGAGGAUUUGUACACUGAAGAGAAACUCAAUAUUAAACAACAGCUGGCUACUAUUCCUAAUAGGAUAUCUUUAACUUUUGAUCUGUGGGAAUCUAACACUGCUGAGACUUAUAUCUGUUUGACCGCUCAUUUUGUUGACGCGGAUUGGAAGUUAAAUAGUAAGGUUCUUAAUUUCUGUCUUGUUUUACCCACUGUAUCUGAGAUGUGUGAGAGAAUGGUUGAGUUCUUGAAUGAUUGGGGAAUAGAGGAAAAGAUUUUCUCUCUCACUUUAGAAGAUUCAUUUAAGAAUAAAAUUUUGCAAGAAAAAUUUCAAAAUCAACUUGUUUUGCAUAAUGGGUUGUUAUGUGACGGGGAGUUCUUUCACGGGCAUUGUUUUGCACGCAUUUUAAAACUGAUUGUUGAAGAGGGGUUGAAACUAGUUAGGGAUGUCCUGUGUAAAAUUAGAGAUAGCAUCAUGUUUGUGAGGCAUUCAAAGAGUGGAAGGGAAAAAUUUAAGGAGUGUAUUGCAAAGGUUGGUGGUGUUGAUUGUUCCGUUCGCUUGCAUCUGGACACGCCUAAAAGAGUGAACUCAACUUAUUCAAUGCUUGAAAGUGCUCUUAAAUAUCGGCGUGUGUUUGAAAGUCUUCACUUGUAUGAUGAUAGUUAUGUGUUAUGUCCUUCGGUAGAAGAGUGGAAAAGAGUACAAAAGAUUUGUGUGUUCUUGUUGCCUUUUAGUGAAACUGCCAACAUGAUUAAUGCCACAACACAUCCUACUUCCAACUUGUAUUUUUUGCAAGUUUGGAAAGUCCAAUGCCUUUUAGUUGAUUGUUUGGGAGAUCAAGAUGAAGAUAUAAAGAGAAUGGCUGAAAGGAUGCUGACCAAGUUUGAGAAAUAUUGGGAUGAGUAUAGUGUUGUUCUUGCAAUGGGAGCGGUUCUUGACCCAAGGAUUAAGCUUUCAACAUUGGCUAAUUGUUACUCAAAACUUGAUGCAUCAACACGUGAAAGGAAGUUGCAACAAGUAAAGAGCAAGUUGUACAUGCUAUUUGACAAGUAUUCUAGCAAAAGUACUCCUUCUUGCGUGCAAAGAAUUAUCCAGGACCAAUCUUCUAGCAUGCCAUUUCAAGAGAAGUUAAACUCUUUAUCUGACGGCCUAUUUGAUGAAUUGAAAGUGCACCAUCAACAGCUUGUUACUGAAACUGGGAAAUCUGAACUUGAUGUUUACUUAGAUGAGUCAAAUUUGGAUUUUCGUUGUGAUGAAGAUAUGGAUGUAUUACAGUGGUGGAAGAGUAAUAAUAAUCGAUUUCCAGAUCUAUCAAUAUUGGCUUGCGACUUGUUAAGUGUUCCCAUUACCACCGUCGCUUCCGAUUUUGAGUUUUGCAUGGGCUCACGCGUCUUUAACAAGUAUAAAGAUCGUAUGUUGCCGAUGAAUGUGGAAACUAGAAUGUGUACUCGCACCUGGUUGCACAAUUUUGUUAAUAAUGAUGGAGAAGAUGAUGAUGAUGGCGAUGGCGAUGACUUUGAAGAAACAAUGAAUGAAGUUUAUGUUGAUGAAGAAUUGGAUAACUCGUCAAAUGGUUAUGAUUUCAGUGAUGGUGAUGAUGAUUGAUUUGCUUGUAUCUAUUUAACUUUGGUUUAUAAUGUGUCUUUUGGCUUUAUGGAUUGUAAAAUUAGAACUAUAUAUGGUUAUGCUAUGGUUUCUAGACAUACUGGUGGAUUUAAGUUUUAA
Medicago truncatula (barrel medic) is the source of this 2136-nucleotide messenger RNA. Its product is annotated as zinc finger BED domain-containing protein RICESLEEPER 2. Bases 208 to 2016 code for a protein of 602 amino acids. The record is from RefSeq and is a predicted model, not a curated record. Gene Ontology annotation, molecular function: DNA binding; protein dimerization activity. NCBI's taxonomy places the organism in Eukaryota, Viridiplantae, Streptophyta, Magnoliopsida, Fabales, Fabaceae. The transcript is spliced from 4 exons.